AUGAGCCAGUCUCUCCAGCUGAAAGGUCGCUAUAUUUUCCUCUCUAUAAAGAAACAUCUCAAUACUGUUGAAAAUAUGAGGAUCUUGGUGUUUCUGGUCCUUGUGGGAAUAGGCACACAUGGCACGGCGGGAGUGACUCGCUCUCUGAAGAAUCUCUUCACUGCGUCCUCUGGAGUCACAAACUUCCCAGAGUUUGUGGUUGUAAGGUUGGUGGAUGAAGUUCAGAUCUAUCACUACGACAGUAACACCAAGGGAACAGAACCCACGCAGGACUGGAUGAGCAGACUCAUAGAAGAUGACCCUCAGUACAUAGAGAGGAAAACGGCAUUAUUUGUGGUUUUGCAGCAGACCUUCAAAGAGGCCCUUGACAUUAUACACAGCUUCAACCAAACUGGAGGUGUUCACGUUGUCCAGUUGAUGAACGGUUGUGAAUGGGAUGAUGAGACUGAUGAGGAUAAAAGUUUUGGUCAGUUCGGUUAUAACGGAGAAGAGUUCAUAUCACUUGACCUGGAGAGAGGCACAUGGAACGCUCUAAAACCAGUGGCUGUCAACAUCAAACACAUGUUGGAGCAAAAAAAACCUCUGAUACCACUGUACAAGUACUACCUCACCCAGGAGUGUACUGAGUGGCUGAAGAAGUAUGUGAACUAUGGGAGGAGCUCUCUGCUGAGAACAGACCUCCCCUCAGUGUCUCUCCUGCAGAAGUCUCCCUCCUCUCCAGUCGGAUGCCACGCUACAGCUUUCUACCCGGACAGAGCCGUGAUGUUCUGGAGGAAAGAUGGAGAGGAGCUUCAUGAAAACGUGGAACAUGGAGAGAUGCUCCCCAACCACGACGGAUCCUUCCAGAUGAGCGUAGACCUGAACAUUUCUUCAUUCCCAGCCGAAGACUGGAAGAAGUACCAAUGUGUGUUUCAUCACUCUGGUGGGGAGCACAUCGUCACAGUACUGGACCCAGCAGAGAUCAGGACCAACAACGAUACAACUGGAAUCACAAGUGCUGAAGGAGAUCUCAGCUACAUUUACAUUAUUGCUGCUGUGGCUGCUCUCGCCCUCAUCGCUGUGAUUGGAUUUGUGGCUUACAAAAGAAAAAGGCCAAACACAUUCCAUCUCCUGACCGCGGCUCUGAGCUCUCUGAGAAACUGAAUCCAGAUCCAAGAUAAACCCACCCUGCACACAGCGAGGUGCUUCAUCAACUAUAAAAUCCUGUUGUUAAACAAAUCUGUCCUAAGAUACAGAACCUCCUCUGAUUCUGUAUCUGCGGUAAAACCUUUGACACUUUGCUGCUAGGGUUAAAAAAAGCAUAGUAGUUCCAAAAGUGUUUUAUAAAACACUUAAUUCUGGAUAUUUUGAAUCAUUGUUAAUAUGUUGCUUUGUGGAAAGUAAAAUCUUCUUUACACAUUAUGGGAAGUUAGAAAUGGGAAGAGGUUUUUUUUAUAUCACAGUAGUGAAUUAUUCUGAGUUGUAUGUCAUGAGUUGGACACAUAUUUUCAUCUGGUUGUUACAGCUCUAAAAUCAUCCCUAUAGAAACACAAUCCCGGCAAUAUGAGCAUCAGUAAAACAGGACGUUUUCCAGUUGUGAAAAUAGUUUGUGUACUUGGGUGGUUGACGUGAACUCAAAUCCAAAGUGAAAAAAAUAAUAAUUCAAAAAUAUAUGUCCAAUGACAUAUAAUUAUAUUCCCUUAUAUGUGAAUAAUUCAAAACUGAAUGUGUCCAUUUCUAAUUCUUCAUAUAUUUUGCAUAUUAUUCACUUUUUGGUGUGGUAGUCCUAAAAUGUGUCCACCGGUGCAACGACAUAAAGAAUGCCAUUAUUUAAUUCAGAGAAUGUUGGACAGGUAAGAUAGAUAAGCACAAGGCAUAUUAGUUUGUCCCAAUUAUAUUUCCACAUCAAACAUACCCCCAACAAAUUCAGAAUUAUGUUAUUUAUAUACUAUAAGAUGUACACAUAGAGACUUAACCCAAAUGUCUGGGUUACAUUCAUUAUAAUUUGUAUAAAACUCAAGGAAUCUUCAUUUCAUCCUUAAAGCUGCAUAGUGAUGAUAUCAUUGUUAUACUAUCCAACACUUUUUACAUACAUUUUUCAUUAAAAUACCUUUUCCCCUCACAAUUCAAUUUGUCGCACCACAGGACAUUUUGUUGCACCGUUGGACAACAGAAUACUAGUAUGCCUAUGUUGUGUACAGUCAAAUUUAUUAUUUUAAAUUCAGUCAAAACACAGGUAAAAUAUAUAUUUUUAAUUGAAACGUUUAUCCAUAUUCCGUCUUUGCACGAGGCGUUGAUUCUUUCGCCUAAAUGUAUUUACUCUUCUUCUUUCAGCCUCAAGUUCCUUCAUUAAUUUCUCAUUUUGUUUUUGUAGUUUCCGUAGUUCUUUGGUCAUUUUAGUUUUUCUUCUUUUUUUGGGUGGAGUUUGGUUUCGGGGGGACUUCUCUGGUGUGCUACACAAAACGUGUACUGGUACUGGGACAGCAUUGAUCACUUCAUGCAGAACCGGCCUUGCCACUGAGGCUCCAUUGAUAACUGGCCUUGCCACUGGGGGGUCAUUGAUCUCUUCAAAUGGCUGGUCAUGAUCCUGAGGUGAUUGUGGCGUAAGAUCAAGGACAGCAUUAGUGGCUUUUUCCCUUGCCCUACAUCUCCGCUUUGACUCUCUCCAUUUCUCUUGUAGCUUCUUCUGUGUUGCUGGCAACACAGACUUCACGCUUUGCUGAACGAUUUUCCCGCAUGCUUUCUUCUGCUGAUAUCUGUGGGAAAAUUAUGAAACCAACCAUGAAUAUUGUGAUAUGAUGGUGCAUUAAUAAUGUCAUGAAAUGUUUUAAUUCUUAGGCUAAAAUAACUUGUGGUAACUGGUCAAAUUUACUUUCUGCGUCUCUCUCUCAGCAAGUUCUCUUUCCUCUCAGAAUCCGCAUUCAGCCUCUCCCUAAACUUCCUGGACCUUUCCUUGGUGGUCAUUUCAGCCUCUCUCUUUGGAAAUCAAACUAGCUUUAACAAAACAGGGAAGGAAGGUUUGAGUUGUGUUGUCCUCAAAUUCUGAGGUUAAGAGAAAAUGCAAAAAGCUACUUAAAUUAGUCAUCAAAAGUAAGGAGAGGAGUAAGGAGCCAGAGAGGCAGGUUAGAAAGAAGGGAAGAUGGAACAAGGGGGGGCUUGAUAGAGAGGGAGUUUGGUGGGGAGAAGGGGGGGUUGGGGAACUUGAAGAUGGAGGUAGGGGGUGAGAAAGAAGGAGAAGAUUUGACGGGCCAUCCAAAAUGCAGCCGUCCAUUAACCUCCAUUCAUUUUUAAGACUCAGAUUAUAUCUCUUUUGCAUAUUUAAACUAAUUAUUCAAUAAAACUUGUAAUACAAAAAAUGUUGGUUUACAUGUUUGCUUUCACUAUGUUAAGUUUCAUUAUGAUAUGAGUAAAGGAAAAAAUAAGUGAAACUGACUUCAUGUUGUACUAUAGGACAGUGCGUUGCACCAGUGGACAUUUUCAAAGUCAAUGCUAGUUUGUGGCCUAGCUAUAUGAGAGACAAUCUUCAUCCUGAGUAACAGUGUUAAGGUUUACAUUAUUUUCAAUGAUCAAUCAAUAUAAAUUGCAAAAAAUAUUCAGAUCAAUACUUAAAUUGCGUUGUACUAAAGGACUACCUUAAGACGACCAGUUCCAACACUGCACGGAAAUAGUAAUAUUAUGAAAAUAUUUGAGACAAAACUGACCUUGUGUACAGUCAGAGAACUUUUAAUAUUGACGAGAACGUUCACUCUCAAAACCGUUCCGGUAUGGUACUGCACCUGGGGGGCGCUGGUGGGCCAGUGCAGAAUGAAUGUGGUCCUAUGGAGCCCCACCCAUAGAUUCCUACAUUUCUUUGGAUAUAAUUUUUUUUUAAAUCACUGCUAUAGUUUUUUAAACAUGGAAUGGAUAAUCCUCACAAACGACACAUAGCUAGUAUUUUAUAUUCGCUUGAUUUUGACUAAAAUUAGGUUUUUGUAAAUCGGAUGACGUCAUGCGUGAUAAAUUGCUUUACGGCACCUUGUGUCUCUCCUUCCCUUUCCUUUCCCUCGCAGCAACAGCUGCAUACGAUCGCAGCUGAUUUGGCUCCGUGGGACCAGAGAACUUUUAAUAUUGACUGAUUAUAUAUUAUUAUUAUUGAUUAUAAGCUGAAAUAGGACAGUCCUUUUUGAGAAUGUUUGCAAUUAAUUGCAGCACACUGACGGGGCAUCUUUAUCUUAAUCAACUUUUUUUUACGGAAUGUUUAAUGUUUAAUGUUCUAGAAAGCGGGAUUUAUCCUUAAGGUAGCAAUAUAGCAAUAUCGAACAUACGCUCAAGGUAAGAAAACAAACACAUGCUCGUAAUCAGUUAACUUUCAAAUUUAUUUUUACAAUACAAUGUAUGUGUGUGGUAGGAUCAGUACAUCCAAAGUUGACCAUAAUCAAAUAAAAAAGUUCGAUUGUAAUGUCCUUUCAGAGUCCUCCUUAAGAGCUUUCUUCUUCUCUUUUAACGGCGGUUGGCACCUUAAGAGCGUUGUUGAUGUUCUGUGGACAGGUACCACAAAGCGUAUUCUUCGGUCGUAACCAGUCGUGAGUUCUUCUUUGACCAAUCGGCUUUCAUUAGCCAGAUGCUAGCAGAACCUGGGUCGCAACUGCCCAACCUGUAAGAAAACAAAAGGCUAUGACCCCCAGAUUAUUCCACUUUUGACGAAAAAUCCCUGUCGACCUCUCGGAAACCACAGUAGUAUUUUGGAUUUUGUAGACGAUAUGCUAGGAGAAUGAUGUAGCUAGCCGCCUAGCUCCAUAGGGGUCCAUGUAUUCUGCACUCGCCCGCGAUCGCCCCCUAGGUGAACUGCAGCCAAAUUCGGUACAAUGGGGGUGAAUAGAGAGUGAAGGGGCUUUCCGUAGACGGGCUUUGGUACAGUCAAAGCCCGGAGGACUCUGAAAGGACAUUACAAUCGAACUUUUUUAUUUGAUUAUGGUCAACUUUGGAUGUACUGAUCCUACCACACACAUACAUUGUAUUGUAAAAAUAAAUUUGAAAGUUAACUGAU
This is a messenger RNA of Eleginops maclovinus (Patagonian blennie), 5005 nucleotides long. RefSeq names its product major histocompatibility complex class I-related gene protein-like. Gene Ontology annotation, cellular component: external side of plasma membrane. Gene Ontology annotation, biological process: immune response. The transcript has 6 exons. The coding region runs from base 1 to 1143 and encodes 380 amino acids. The record is from RefSeq and is a predicted model, not a curated record. Lineage: Eukaryota; Metazoa; Chordata; Actinopteri; Perciformes; Eleginopidae.